ACUCGGGGGCCAGGCACUGGCGCUGACGCAGGCGAGCAGGGCGCCACUGACUGGUCCCCUCCCACCUCGGCGGGUUGGGGGAUGGCGGACCAGCCCCUCCUGGGUGAGCCCUAGCCUGGGGCUUCCUAUUUCGGGAGCCGGGGGCGUGGGCCACAUCUCAUGUGAUGCGAGGGCUAUUUAAAGCGGCAGCCCGGGCAGGGAGCCGCCGUCCGAGUCUUUGCACGCCUGCUCUCUCACAGCUUGUGUCUCAGCCUAGCCCAGCAUCACUAUGGUGGACGCUUUCCUGGGCACCUGGAAGCUAGUGGACAGCAAGAAUUUCGAUGACUACAUGAAGUCACUCGGUGUGGGUUUUGCUACCAGGCAGGUGGCCAGCAUGACCAAGCCUACCACAAUCAUUGAAAAGAAUGGUGACACUAUCAUCCUAAAAACACACAGCACCUUCAAGAACACAGAGAUCAGCUUUAAGCUGGGGGUGGAAUUUGAUGAGACAACAGCAGAUGACAGGAAGGUCAAGUCCAUUGUGACACUGGAUGGAGGCAAACUUGUUCACCUACAGAAGUGGGACGGGCAAGAGACGACACUUGUGCGGGAGCUAAUUGAUGGAAAACUCAUCCUGACACUCACCCACGGCACUGCAGUUUGCACUCGCACUUAUGAGAAAGAGGCAUGACCUGACUGCACUGUUGCUGACUCCUACUCUGCCAAUCGGCUACCCCUCGACUCAGCACCACAUUGCCUCAUUUCUUCCUCUGCAUUUUGUACAAAUCCACAAAUUCUUCUAGGGUCAGGUGCCACUGGCCUGGAUCCACUUCUAGUUUCCAUUGUGUAUGUGGUUUUUUUGUUAACGGCAUUCAUAGGGUGCUCUGAGGUCAAUAAAGCAGAGCCAAGGCCACCCAGUUGCCUUUUUGCCUUUGGUAACAUAACUCUGGGAGUCUUGGUUUCCCCUGUUUGUCAAAGAGUGGGCAGAAAUAACUGCCUGAAGGUUACUCAGAAAGAAGCACUGGAUGGGAGACUGAAAUGGACAGUCUCAGAGACUGAUGAUCAGCUGAUCACCGUACACAUUUAAUAAAACAGCUGUACCUACACCUUGCCUUUACACUGCCCCACUCCAUGGUCAAAUUUCCUAGUUCAGUCAGUGGUGGGGCUUCCCCAGGUUUGGCUGUUGAACUGUCACUUCACGCCCAUCCUACACUGAGAACUCUUGGGCCUGGCUGUUCUGUGAAAUGCUAUAGGUCUCCCUUUCCAGAAUUCAGGUUCAGGGCACAGAACCCAGGCUUGUACCACGGUGGUGGGAGAAAAUGACCACUGGCCAAGAUGAUUGCUGAUCUAUGCACCAGGCUAGUUACUCAUGGUUACAAAUUCUUACUACUUCUCUAAUCAACUCUGAGGGAAGAGGGCAUCUGAUCAUCACAAAAGGGAGGGCUUAUAAGUGAUCUCCCAAGAAGGCUGCGACCAGCUAGAGCCUUUGGCUCUGUACCUCUGCUGGGCAUCUCUCCAAAGUCUAAGGUAUAUUAAAUGCUUUUGUGAGCUAGUGCAGGCUCAGUGACUUUAAGUUUGUAAGUUGCCCAGGAAGAAGGAUUACAGGAAAAAGAACUUUUAGUAAGUUUAAAACCAAACACAUUUCCAUUUAGCAACAGGAAUUUAAGCAGGGACCUGAAGUGGAAUCAACUGAUUCACAGAGUAAUAAAUACAAAGAACAAUGA
Saimiri boliviensis boliviensis (Bolivian squirrel monkey) is the source of this 1703-nucleotide messenger RNA. It is a transcript of the gene FABP3, whose product is annotated as fatty acid binding protein 3. The record is from RefSeq and is a predicted model, not a curated record. Lineage: Eukaryota; Metazoa; Chordata; Mammalia; Primates; Cebidae. Gene Ontology annotation, molecular function: lipid binding.